AAGACGUGAAGACGACAGAAUCGUCUGAUUCAGUUUGAAAUACUACUAAUAUAAUUGUGGCCUGGCUUUCACCGUUGAUCUUUUUGUUUAUAAUCGUGUGCGAAUCAAACUUCGACUCCGAUCUUUAUCAAACUAAAAAUCAAAAAAUAUCUUUUCCAAUCUCGCAUUAUUCCAUAAACCUCUGCACAAUCACACCACCGUUUCCGGUCACAUUUCCGGUGACAAUGGCUCUUUCUCUACAAGCUUUCGUCGUUAUGAAACUCAACGAUUCAUCACCACGAAACCAAUUAACGAUCAACUUCAAACACAAGGUAUCUAUUUUCCUACACACUCCUAUUUCCAGAAACCCUAGCUCUUGCAGAAGCAUGCAUAAAUCUGAUAACCUGGCGACCGUUACACCGGUUUUCGAUUCAAAUCCUGAUCAAGAAAGUGACGAUGAAGAUGAAGAUGACGGUAACGGAAACUUUCCGCCUGGUAACGGCGGAGACGGCGGCGGCGGAGGAAGUGGUGGUGGUGGGGGGAGUGGUGGCGGUGGUGAUGAGGAUGAGCAUGAUGAGAAGGAGUUUGGACCGUUGAUGAUGUUUGAGGAAGUCAUGAAGGUGGCUGAAUCUAACGGUGUUAAUCUUCCGGAUGAUAUGUUACAGGCUGCUAAAGUUACUGGACUUCGAAAACUUAUUCUUACGCGGUAUUUGGAUUUACAGAAAUCAGGUUGGGCUUUAGGUUUCUUGACUAGGACUUUUGCGAUGCUGCGUAACCGAUUGCUUGCUGAUCCGUCGUUUAUGUUUAAAAUUGGGACCGAGAUAGUGAUUGAUUCUUGUUGUGCGACGUUUGCCGAAGUGCAAAAAAGAGGGAAGGAUUUUUGGAAUGAGUUUGAGUUGUAUGCGGCGGAUCUUUUGGUAGGUAUAGUGGUUGAUGUGGCGUUAGUUGGUAUGUUGGCGCCUUAUGCGCGUAUCGGAAAGCAGUCGGUGGCAAGUGGUGGUUUGUUUAGCGGUUUGAGGAACUCUGUUGCAGCUCUUCCAAGCAGUGUGUUUGAGUUUGAGAGACCCGGAUGUAGAUUUUCAGCACAACAACGACUCGCCACGUAUUUUUACAAGGGUCUUCUGUAUGGUUCGAUUGGAUUUGGUUGCGGUCUUAUUGGCCAAGGGAUUGCGAAUAUGAUUAUGAAUGCCAAACGGAGAAUGCAUACGUCAGAAGGUGAUGUUAAGGUGCCUCCUUUGAUGCAAAGUGCUGUUCUUUGGGGUGUUUUCCUUGCGGUGUCUGCAAAUACGCGUUACCAAAUCGUCAAUGGGAUGGAAAGCUUGGUGGAAGCUUCUCCUUUGGCAAAACAGGUCCCUGUAGUAGCAAUGGCGUUUACAGUUGGGGUCCGUUUCGCAAAUAACAUCUAUGGUGGGAUGCAGUUUGUAGACUGGGCUAGAUGGAGUGGGGUGCAGUAAUUACUAAUAACAGCCCCCAAGCAUUUCUAUUUCUUUUUAAAUUUAGAAUUUGGAUCUUUGGCAAUUGGCAGGCACUUGCAGCCUCAAAUUUAUUAGCCAGCCUCCUCUUUGGCAGGCUGCUUCUUUUUUCUUAGAUAAUAAUAAUAAUCAGAAAUCUUUUUAUAUA
Molecule: messenger RNA, 1599 nt
Organism: Helianthus annuus (common sunflower)
Lineage: Eukaryota; Viridiplantae; Streptophyta; Magnoliopsida; Asterales; Asteraceae
Product: protein RETICULATA-RELATED 1, chloroplastic
Exons: 7
Coding region: 225-1433 (402 amino acids)
Biological process (GO): plant organ development
Cellular component (GO): chloroplast inner membrane
Source: RefSeq, a predicted model, not a curated record